GAGAGGGAGAGAGGAAAGAGAGCUGAGAGAGAGGAGAGAGGUGAGAGGGAGAGAAAAAAAUAUAAAGUAAAAGGUAAAGUAAUUAUUCGUAGGACCACGCCAAGAUACCAGCACAAUCCUACGUGACAUAUGUUUUUUCAUUGGAACCACUCGCUUAUGGAGCCUACACCGGGAGCCCCCACCGUGACAGGCUGCAGCAGGCGCACCCCGGUCCAGCAGCUCCGGCAACCACAGCCACAGUCACAGUGACCGUCACUGUCCUCUCCACUUCUCCUCCUUGCAGCGAGGUGGAGCUUCACGUGAAGCCGCAAGCGAAACCUUCCCACGCUGGCUGGCUACUGGCCGCCCCUGGCUCUCCCCUCCUUUCUCCAGUAAAUCUGAGCAGAGCUGCAUUUAAUGCCCCCUCCUCCUUCGGUCUCCCCUUGUUCUUGUUCUUGUUGUUCUUCUUCUUCCUUCGUCCCCCUCUCGGGCGGCCCACGGAUGCGGUUGCGGUAGCAGGACAGGUGGUGAGGAGGAGGGGUUGCGUCGAAUCCGUCCGUUCCAUGCCCAGGGUAGCCGAAAGGCGCGGCCUUGCUCGCGAGCUCUUGCUUCUUGGGCGAACCACCCCGUGCUCCUCGCAUUGAUCGAUCGCGAGUUCUUUUUUUUUUUUUAAUUCUGUUGGGGGUUUCUUCGUUCUUGGGAGAAGCUUUGCGAUGAGGCGGCAUGGGUGGCAGCUUCCCUACCACCCUCUCCAGGUGGUGGCUGUGUCCGUGUUCUUGGCGUUGGCUUUCGCGUUCUAUGUGUUCUUCGCCCCCUUCGUCGGGAAGAAGGUGUUCCAGGAUGUGGCCGUGGGGCUCUACACGCCUCUGGUUUCAUGUGUCUUCUUUCUGUACAUCUGGUGUGCUGCAGCAGAUCCAGCAGACCCAGGUGUCUUCAAAUCAAAGAAGUACAUGAGAUUGUAUGGAAGUGGCAAACACAAGCAUCCAAAUGAAUUAAGACAAGGCAUUUCAGAUGUAGGGUUACAAAUUGAGGGAACUGGAGGAAAGCAAGAACAUGAGUUUGCAGCUACCAGUGAAAAGUCAAUGACUCACUUCGAAGACAAGAAACCAUCUAGUUGCAGUUCAACUCUAUCUUAUUUUCUCCUUAUUUUCUAUCCUCUCUAUUUCGUUUUCUCCUGCUGCCAACCACGUGAAUGGUCUGAGCAGCAAACCAGUGAGGAAGGAAUGUUUUUCUGCAGCCUUUGUGAAGUUGAGGUGUUGAAGUAUAGCAAGCAUUGCAGAGUUUGUGACAAAUGUGUUGAUGGUUUUGAUCAUCAUUGCAGGUGGCUCAACAAUUGCAUUGGAAAAAGAAACUAUAUGAGGUUUUUUAUUUUGAUGACUUCUUCCCUUUUCUUGCUUAUCCUACAAUCAGCAAUUGGAGUAUUGGUGCUAGUGUUCUGCUUUGUUGAACGAAAAGAGUUCUCCAUUCAAAUCGUGUCAAAGCUUGGAAGCAGCUUCUCUGUGGUGCCUUAUGUUAUUGUGGUGUCAUCGUGUACCAUCCUAGCCAUGGUUGCUUCACUGCCAAUUGCUCAACUUCUCUUUUUCCACAUUCUUCUAAUUAAGAAGGGAAUUAGUACAUAUGACUACAUCAUCGCCCUAAGAGAGCAAGAACAAGAUGAGGGUGGUGGGCAACAGAGUCCACAGAUGUCACAUAUAAGCUCCUACACUGGUCUUAGCAGUACAAGUUCCUUUGGUGCACGACGUCGUGGCUCAUGGUGUACUCCUCCAAGACUAUUUCUUGAAGAUCAGUUUGAUGUUAUUCCAUCAGAGGCUGGUUCAUCACAUAAUUCUGCUUCCAAGAGGAAAGAAGAUGAGCCAAGGAGGAAGAAGGGUUCAGGUGGUGUAAAAAUUAGCCCAUGGGUGCUGGCUCGUCUUAACGCAGAAGAAGUUUCAAGAGUUGCUGCGGAGGCACGAAAGAAGUCAAAAGUUUUAUUGCCCAUCAGAAAAGAUGAGUAUACUCUUGGCAAUGAAACAGAUAGUAGCUAUGGAGGCACAAGCAGCAGUAGGAUUGAUCUAGGCCCUGAUAACAAGAGAAGAACAAGCAGAAGAGGAAGACCCCACACUGACCUAUCUCUUAAACCAGUUGCAAAGAUUUCCGCGGAUGCUAUUGAUACUCAUGGCAGUGACAUGAUCCCUGAAGCAUUGUCCAGUUUAGCACCAUUGCAACUGGAGGCAAGAAGUGCUUUUCAUCCCAGCAGAGCUGCAUCCUCUGCUAAUGCUGGUGGCUCAUCUCCAGACAGCAGCUUGGACUCUCCUGAUCUUCAUCUAUACCGAGUCUCCGCUGUCUCCUCGUCUGCAGCUGAAGACUUGCAGCUGACAGCUCUAACAGCCCCAGGAAGCACUCCACAGCAAGGGAUUGAGCUGUCAAGAUCAACCAGCGACGGGUAUGAAGCAUCAGGAGGCGAAGACAGCGACCGCAUCCCGUCGCGGAUAGUUCACCGAUCUUCAAACUGGGCAAGCAUCAUCCUCAGCUCUGAUCAAAGUGCGGGCUCGUCUGGCAUUCUUGUGCCGAAGAACAGGCUGUCCUGACUUCAGAGCUCAGGCCAAAAACCAUGCUCUGCUUCCUUUAGGUGAAUGAAAACUGUAAAUGGUCCAGGUAGAUUCCAGUAUCCUUCCUCGUUUGCCAGCGCUGCUGGUACCAAAGUUUCAGAUCUUGUCACAACGAUGGUUGGAUGCUGCGUGAAUUUCUGAAUUGGCUGGAUGUUUUUUGUUGGUGAAAUCUGAAUUGCUAGGUAGGGAGGAAAGUAGAUUCAUUCGUGUGCAUCCAAAUGGUUGUAAUUUUGCUCUCAGAUGACAAUGAAAUCAAUCGGAGGUUGGUAACUUGGUAUCGUCAACCUCCUGGAUUAAUGCCUAAUUGCCUUGCUAUCUGAAACACAUUUAGCAACGCAUUGUUAAGUAUCUGAUAGCCUCGCAAACUUUGAUUAAGCUGUACUUACACAGUAAGUCAAACAUGUCACAGUAAGUAGAUCUGAGAGUAAAUAACACGUAUUGUUGUAGGACGGCCCUCUGCACAUGACAGAAGACUAUACUGUAAGUUCGUUCAGUUCUGCAGCUUCUGCAUU
Messenger RNA from Oryza brachyantha (malo sina), 3079 nucleotides. Its product is annotated as probable protein S-acyltransferase 22. Gene Ontology annotation, molecular function: protein-cysteine S-palmitoyltransferase activity. Gene Ontology annotation, cellular component: Golgi apparatus; endoplasmic reticulum. Lineage: Eukaryota; Viridiplantae; Streptophyta; Magnoliopsida; Poales; Poaceae. The record is from RefSeq and is a predicted model, not a curated record. Gene Ontology annotation, biological process: peptidyl-L-cysteine S-palmitoylation; protein targeting to membrane. Bases 693 to 2546 code for a protein of 617 amino acids. The transcript has 9 exons.